Messenger RNA from Rhincodon typus (whale shark), 1740 nucleotides. Its product is annotated as WAP, Kazal, immunoglobulin, Kunitz and NTR domain-containing protein 1-like. Gene Ontology annotation, cellular component: extracellular region. The transcript has 2 exons. The record is from RefSeq and is a predicted model, not a curated record. Lineage: Eukaryota; Metazoa; Chordata; Chondrichthyes; Orectolobiformes; Rhincodontidae. Bases 1 to 1740 code for a protein of 579 amino acids. Gene Ontology annotation, molecular function: protein binding; serine-type endopeptidase inhibitor activity.
AUGCGUGGAGACAUUUACUUCUUUGUGUGGGCCAGAAAUGGAUUGGGACCAGUGCUAACAAGGAAACCUGGAAUUGGCGUUCAGCCCAGGACCUUGGUAACCAUGCUGGGGCUGUUACCUUUGUUGACCCUAACACAGGACACUGGACAUCCCCAAGCAAAACUCUUCCAUGCUUGUCCAAACCAUCUCGAGCCUGGCCUGUGGGUGGAUGCACAGAGCACCUGCGAAAGGAAUUGCAGAGCAGAUGAGGAUUGUCAGAGCUUUGAGAAGUGCUGCACGAAUGUGUGUGGCCUGAAGAGCUGUGUGGCAGCAAGGUUUGCAGAUGGCAGCUUAGCGUCCUUGGACCUACCCAAAGAGGCGACGUGCGAGAGGAUUGUGUGCACACAGCAGGGCUCGGAGUGUGAUAUCUGGGACGGACAGCCCAUUUGUAAGUGCAAGGACAGGUGUGAGAAGGAGCCCAAUUUCACCUGCGCCUCCGAUGGCCUGACCUACUACAAUAAAUGUUACAUGGAUGCCGAGGCGUGCAUCAGGGGCAUCAGCCUGACAGUGGUGACUUGUCGGUAUCACAUCACUUGGCCCAACACCAGCCCCCAGCCUUUAGAAACCACUGUGAACCCAACAUCAACCACCUCCUUGGAAGACUCCAUCCCUCCAGCUCUCUACACCAACCCCUUCCACCAGUCCGUCUACAUUGGAGGCACAGUGAGCUUUCACUGUGACGUCAGUGGGCGUCCAAGGCCAGACAUCACCUGGGAGAAACAGAGUGACUACCUGGAAAAUAUCAUCAUGAGACCCGAUCAAAUGUAUGCCAAUGUGGUGGUCACCAAUAUCGGCCAGCUAGUUAUUUACAACACCCAGCAGGAAGAUGCAGGCAUCUACACAUGCACUGCAAGGAAUGCUGCUGGCCUCCUGAGAGCAGACUUCCCAUUGUCAGUCAUCAGACGGGAACAUUCUGGGGAGAGCACUGCCAGGAAAACCCAGCCUUUACCAUCUGGAGAGUGCUUCAAAGAUCCAGACAAGGGGGAAUGUGGUCGUCAAUACGUCAGAUGGUUCUAUGACCAUAAGAUGGGCAGGUGCUCCACAUUCAUGUUUGGAGGCUGUGAGGGCAGCAAGAACCAGUUUGAAACCUACGAAGAGUGCCGAUUGGCUUGUAUCAAUGAGUCAGUCAAUAUCUGCACCUUUCCUGCUGUGCAGGGUCCUUGCAAGAUGUGGGAGGCUCGGUGGGCCUACAAUUCGCUGAUGAAGCAGUGCCACGCUUUCGUCUAUGGUGGCUGUGAGGGCAACAAGAAUAAUUUUGAGAGCAAGGAAGUGUGUGAGGAGACCUGCCCUUUCCCGAAAAGCCAGCAGUGCAAAGUGUGCAGACCCCGUCACAAGAUAGUUCCCAGCUUCUGCAAAAGUGACUACGCCAUUGUGGGAAGGGUGACAGAGAUUGUCGAGGAACAGGACUCUGGAGUUGCCAGGUUUACACUGGACGAGGUGCUGAAGGAUGAGAAAAUGGGGCUUAAGUUUUUUGACUUCAAACAUUUGGAGGUGAUAAUGAUCAACAUGGACUGGAACUGCCCUUGUCCAAACUUUAACCUGACAGAUGGACCGCUCCUUAUAAUGGGUGAUGUCUAUGAUGGAAUGGCUGUGCUGGAUGCUGAGAGCUAUGUGCGGACUGUAACUGACAAACGCAUUAAAAAGAUGUACGAAAUCAUUGAGAAAAAGACCUGCGAACUCUUACACCGCUUUCAGGAUUAA